AUGGGGAAUAAACAUAGCACUGAAUUUGGUGGAAUUUUCGUUGAGACUUCAAAAGCCUUUUAUUUUCCUGGAGAAAUAAUUUAAGGUAAAAUAAUUGAGAAACAUACUUCUAGGAACGAUUAGUUUAAACAUAACAAAACCUGGUUAUCCUGGAAGAAGACUUUAAAUAAGUGUUACAGGAAGAGAAAUUUUACAUGGUGCUUUAGAUAUAAAUGAUAAUAGUGAUGAUGAAGAUAAAUUAUCAACGAAUACAACUUAAAAAAUAGUAAAGAGUGAAAUAGUGCUUUAUGAAUUUCAAUAACCAACUAUACCAAUGGGUUAAUUUACAAUUUAAUUCACGUUCCAAUUACCAUAAAAUAUACCAGGAACCUACAAUAAAAUACAUUUAAGUGGAGCUUAUGAGAGAAUCAUAUAUAAAAUAAAAGGGUCUAUUGUAGCAACCAAGGGAUAUAAAACAAUGAGUCAUAUUUAAUAAAUAUAGGUUAGAGAACCUAUAUAUUAUCCUGAAUAAUAGAUUAUUGGAGAUGGAAAACUUAAUGAUAAUGGAUAUUGCUGUAGAUAAAAAGGAGUAAUAAUUUUAUUAUUAUAAUUAGAGUGCAUAAAUUACUGCUAUAACCGACAGAAAUGUUUAUAGAAUUGGAGAAGCAAUAAGAAUUUUAAUAGAGGUAAUUGAUGAAGAGAAAUUUCAGAAACCAGAAAAAAUAAUAAUACAAUUGGAAAACAUAACAUAAUAUAAAUAUAAAAAUAAUAACAUAGAAACAAAAAAAAAAAUAAUUACUGAAGAAGAGAUUUAAACAACUACAAAAAAACUUGGUUCCUAUAAAGUAUUAAAUUAACAAGAAGUAGUUCUAUUUGCAUAAUUAAAAAAUCAUAAUAAUAAUGAUCAAUAUAAUAUGAUUUAGCCAACUACAAAUGGCAAUAUUAUUAAAUCAAAUUAUCAAAUUUUGAUUAAAGCUAGCUUUGGAAGUAAAAUAUAAUUUAUUAUAAUUUCAGUAAGCUGUUGCAAUUUAAGUGAAUGUCUUGAAUUGCCUAUACAAAUUAUUUCGUCUUCAGUGUUACAAUAACAAUCUAUUUAGCCUCCAUUAGGAUGGAAACCAAUCCAACUUAAUGAUGAGAAUCUUUAACUAUUAGCCAAUGCAAAAUAAAGUGGUACCAGUUUGCAUUCGUUUUCUACAUAUUAAAAGACUUUAUAAGGAAGAAAUAGUUAUAAUGAAUAAUAAGAAUCAUAAAGAUCUAUUAGAGUUGGAAAUUCAAUCUAAUCUUUAAACUAUUAAAUGAAUUGA
Paramecium sonneborni is the source of this 1283-nucleotide messenger RNA. Lineage: Eukaryota; Ciliophora; Oligohymenophorea; Peniculida; Parameciidae. The record is from the annotation of a GenBank genome assembly.